Molecule: messenger RNA, 1486 nt
Organism: Helicoverpa armigera (cotton bollworm)
Lineage: Eukaryota; Metazoa; Arthropoda; Insecta; Lepidoptera; Noctuidae
Exons: 2
Coding region: 98-1441 (447 amino acids)
Source: RefSeq, a predicted model, not a curated record
UAAUAUUGGUCGAUAAAAAUGUUGAAUUCAACAGUUUUAUAGGAAAUUUUGUGGGAGAAAACAUAAAAAAGAUGUUGAGUAGGUAUGUCGAUAUAAUAUGAAGUAUUUUUACAUAUCACUGAUUUUAUAUCUAGCAUUUGUAGAGACGAAAUCAAAAAAUGAUCAUUCUUUAGUGGAUUUGACCAAAAACAAUGAAAAAGAAGGCAACACAAUUUCUAAAGGCCGUGAUGUGUUGAGGCACGUUAAGCAUAACCAUCAUGAUGCUAAAGAUAGAAAAUUGGCUAAAAGAAAAAUGAAUAUUGUAAAAAAUAUUAGAAAACACGAAGAUAAUUUGAAUAUUGGGCUUGAUCUGGCCCCUUCAAAAUUGACUGAAACCGUCGACAAGAGGAUAGGGAGAGGAUAUUUCCAUAUGGAUCCAGUGUUUAACGCGUUAAAGCGUAGGAGAUCUGAAAAUUUUAGAAGACGAGCAAGCGAAUCCGAAGAGGUAGACGAUGAUAGCUCUGAAAUGGAAAGGUAUUGGAUGGAUGAGUGGGACGAGAAUUGGAUGCAAAAGAAGUUUGAGGCGUUGAACUCCACGCUACCUCGUGGUGACGUCAUUAACAUGGUGGCAGCUCGGCCUUGGGGAGUUCCUUGCGGAGACCCGAACCAACAUGACAUGCCAUGGGGAUCCUGUAUGCUUCCCAUGGAAUGCGACGCAGAAUAUCGUGUUUAUCGAGGUGACUACUUUUGUGGUAGAACUGCAUACGUUUGCUGCGCUCUCCAAGUGACCAACUACGACAUGUACCAAGGUAAUGAUAUAUCUUUCGAAGGCAGCAGCUUUUCUACAGACUCCAAUGAGAAAAAUGCAAAAGCUGGGUCUAAAGAAGAAGCACGUAAAGAACGCGAACGCGAAAGGAGUGAACGAAAAAAAGAGAGAGAAAGACGAAAAAGAAAAAUCAGAAAAAGUAUUCAAAGGAUAGUUGCGGAAAUAAGAAAAAUUUUGAACAGAGCUUACAGAAAUGGUACAACGCAACGAAAAAGGAAGACGAGAGAGUUAAAGAAAUUCAUAGAGAUGAUGAAGAAACAGUAUAGGAAAGAUCGUAAAUCGGUCGUGAACGUUCACGAAUAUGAAAUGGUGAAGAUAGAUGAGAAACUGCAAGCACAGCUCGAUAAAAUCGGAUCAAUGAACGAGGCUUUCAUGAACAACGAUACGUUCAGAGAAAUUGUUGUAAAUGGUACAAUUAAUAAGCAUAAAUUGGCUGCAUUGUUAAGGAGUAAUCCCAAAUAUGCAAAACUUUUUAAGGGUAGGCGUUCGCGUGUUCAGUUACAGCCUGUACGAAUAGAUCCGUUAACGGAGAAGCCAUUUGAUGAAGAGUCAUCAUCAGAUAUAGAAGCGGCAAUCCUAGCGAAGGGACCUCCACAACAUAACUACGAUGUUGAGCUCGGUGUACUUUAUUACUGAAUAUUAUAAAGUCUGCUUCUAAGUUGAUGAUUUCAUUAUAAAUUC